This is a messenger RNA of Eruca vesicaria subsp. sativa (arugula), 3570 nucleotides long. Lineage: Eukaryota; Viridiplantae; Streptophyta; Magnoliopsida; Brassicales; Brassicaceae. The record is from the annotation of a GenBank genome assembly.
AUGACGGAAUCAUCAGAGAAUGGGAGUUAUCAACAUCAGAUUCCAGCAAGAGACAGCGAGAUACAAAGAACAAAAAGAAUCGCUAGGGUUUUACCUGAGAGCCACAAAGAUACAAUGACUGAGCUGUAUUUACCUUUUCAAAGAUUUCGCUAUCCUUUGAUUAGUGCACACAAGCUGUUCGAUGGAAGUUCCCAAAGAAACUCGACAACUUACAUUAACCAUUCGAUCAGUGAAUCCUUACGUAGAAGCUCUCCUUCACAAGCACUUGCGAUCUUCACUAAGAAUCUCCAGCUGGGUUUCUCUGGUCGUAAUAUAAUAAACGAGGUCACUUUUUGUCUAGCUCUUAAAGCAUGUCGUGGAGACACGAAACGUGGUUGCCAAGUCCAUGGUUUUUCGAUAGCCUCUGGUUUCACUUCCUUUGUAUGUGUUUCGAACGCUGUAAUGAGUAUGUACCGUAAUGCUGGUCGGUUUGAUAAUGCUUUGUGCAUAUUUGAGAGUUUGGUUGAUCCUGAUGUUGUUUCUUGGAACACUAUACUCUCUGGUUUUGAUGAUAAUCAAGUUGCUUUGGACUUUGUUGUUAGGAUGAGAUCUUCUGGAGUGGUUUUCGACGCGUUUACUUAUUCCACGGCUCUUUCCUUCUGUGUGGGCUCUGAAGGGUUUAGUUUAGGCUUGCAGUUGCAUUCUAUUGUGGUGAAAACAGGGUUUGAGAGUGAUGUUGUCGUUGGGAACUCGUUUAUAACAAUGUACUCGCGAGGUGGAAGUUUCAGAGAUGCUAGGAGAGUUUUUGAUGAGAAGGUUGUUAAGGAUAUGAUUACAUGGAACUCUUUAUUGUCAGGACUUUCUCAAGGAGGGAAUCUCGGGUUUGAGGCAGUGCUUGUGUUUAAGGAGAUGAUGAGAGAAGGUGUGGAGCUUGAUCACGUGUCUUUUACUAGCGUGAUCACGACUUGUUGUCACGAAACUGACCUGAACCUGGCUAGGCAAAUCCAUGGUUUGUGCUUAAAAAGAGGUUAUGAAACACUUGUUUCUGUUGGUAAUAUGUUGAUGUCAAGUUACUGGAAGUGUGGGGUUGGAGAAGAUGUGGAAUCAGUGUUUUACCAGAUGAGUGAGAGGAAUGUUAUCUCUUGGACAACGAUGAUUUCCGCGAAUAAGGAUGAUGCUGUUUCCAUCUUUCAUAAGAUGAGGUUAGAUGGAGUGUUCCCUAACGAGGUCACGUUUGUUGGUUUAAUCGACGCUGUUAAGUGCAAUGAGCAAAUCAAAGAAGGGGUUAAGAUUCACGGUAUAUGCAUCAAGACUGGUUUUGCUUCGAAACUUGGCAACAGUUUAAUCACAAUGUAUGCCAAGUUUGAAGCUCUUGAAGAUGCCAAGAAGGCUUUCGAUGAGAUACAUGUUAGGGAGAUUAUUUCAUGGAAUGCUAUGAUCUCUGGAUAUGCUCAAAAUGGAUUCUCACUCGAAGCUCUUAAGAUGUUCUUAUCAGCAGCGGCAGAAGUAACACCAAAUGAAUACACUUUCGGAAGUGUGCUAAACGCAAUAGCUUCUGCGGAGAAUAUAUCUCUAAGGCAUGGUCAACGUUGCCACGCUCAUAUACUGAAGUUAGGUUUAAAUAGUUGUCCUGUUGUGUCAAGCGCGCUUCUUGAUAUGUACGCCAAGCGUGGGAGCAUCAAUGAAUCUGAGAAAGUCUUUGACGAGAUGUCUGAAAAGAACCAGUUUGUUUGGACAUCGAUAAUAUCAGCUUACUCAAGCCACGGGGACUUUGAAUCAGUUAUGAACUCGUUCCAAGAGAUGGUUAACCAGAACAUAGCACCAGACCUGAUCACAUUCCUGUCUGUGUUAACAGCUUGUAAUAGAAAAGGUAUGGUAGACAAAGGCUAUGAGAUUUUCAACUCGAUGACCAAAGACUACAACCUUGAGCCGUCUCAUGAGCACUACUCGUGUAUGGUCGACAUGCUUGGUCGAGCUGGGAGGUUAAAAGAAGCAGAGGAGCUUAUGAGUGAGGUUCCUGGAGGACCAGGAGUGUCGAUGUUGCAGAGCAUGCUUGGGUCCUGUAGGCUGCACGGGAACUCGAAAAUGGGGGAAAAGGUAGCUGAGCUUGUUAUGGAGAUGGAACCGGAGUUGUCUGGUUCUUAUGUUCAGAUGUAUAACAUCUACGCAGAGACAGGACAGUGGGAAAAAGCUGCGGAGAUUAGGAGAAAGAUGAGGAAGAAAGAUGUGAAGAAAGAAACAGGAACCAGUUGGGUUGAUUUUAUUGACAGUGAUGGUUCUUUAACGACGCUAGGCUUCUCUUCAGGUGAUAAGUCUCAUUCGAAAUCUGAUGAGAUUUAUAGAAUGGUGGAAACUCUUGGAUUGGGGAUGAGUUUGGAGGAGAAGUUUGCAAGUUUAGAAACCUUUCCAUAUUUCCCAAUUACCCGAAACCCUAAUCCCCAAAUUUCUCUUCCAAUCACAAUCUCUCAGAAAAUCGAAAAUUUUCCGGCGAUCAAGUCUUCCUUCAAUACAUUCCACAAGAUUAUAAUGAGAUUCAAAAAAGGAAGUAGAGUUGAGGUGUUUAGCAACAAAGAGGCACCAUACGGUGCGUGGCGAUGUGCUGAGAUCAUCUCUGGUAAUGGACAUACCUACAACGUUAGAUACUUCUCUUUCCACGAGGAGGCUGUCUUGGAGAGAGUUCCAAGGAAGGUGAUUAGGCCCUGUCCUCCACAAGUUGAUGUUGAGCGAUGGGAGGCUGGUGAAUUGGUGGAAGUUCUUGAUAGUUUCUCAUGGAAAGCUGCCACUGUUCGACAAGAGUUGUGUGGGAAGUACUAUGUGGUUCGGUUGCUUGGGACUCCUGAGGAAUUUACGUUUCACAAAGCUAACCUUAGGGUUCGACAGUCUUGGCAAGAUGAGAAAUGGGUUGCGAUUGGAAAGAUAUCAGGUUCUGUGAAGUCAUCCGCAAUAACUGGAUCAGACGUACAAAGGAAGCUGCAGCCCCAAGUGAACAGCAUACGUCUACAGGAGCCUAGUGUCGUCUCUGCUAAAAGGUUAAAGAGACCGUCACCUAAUAACUGGCCAGAUUGUGCUGAAUCAUGCACUGGAAACCCUAAGAAGAUACGAUCACUGGAAGUGUCCUCUAAGAGUCGGAAAACUGGGUACUGUCAAUUGGUCAGGGUAAGAUCAAAAGGUUCUAGUGAGAGUGUUCGUGCAGGAAGCUUAGUCGCUGAUGAUUGUUAUGAUAGCGAUGCAUGCUCAGUUGGUAGUUGUAGCGCUGCUAGUGAUGAUGAGAGUAACAUGCCACCUUGUAUGCUAGAUGGCUCUGGUCCACAGGCAGACUCAUGUAGCAGCGAGGCGGAAUCUUUUGGUGGCCUUAGGGAGGAAGCAAGGGGGAAACAUUCGUUAGCAGGUGAUGGAGUAAGAAGGUCCUGUAGAUCUGAACUAUAUACUUACCGCAGUACAUUGGGGGACUUAUUCGCUUCUGGUCCCUUAAGUUGGGAACAAGAAACAUCAUUAACUGAUCUCCGUCUUUCUCUUAAUAUAUCAGAUGAUGAACAUUUGAUGGAGGAACAUUGUCGCCUUGUCUGGGGCAUGCAGACCUAUUGCUUUUAG